UGGUACUGGUGUGCGAGAUCCACAGUGUUUAUAAAAGAAAUGUUGUCGUCUGCUAAAACAGACACCAACGGGAUUCCGAAGAAGUAUUGCCAUGGAUCGGAGGAUUUUGUUUACGUUCAUCGCUCUUUGUUUUGCGGUAUGCACUGGUUUCUUGGAACCCGAUCAAUGUUACCAACAGAAUCUGCGGAUGGACAGGUGGUUUGACAGGCCAUGUAUAUGUAACGACGGCAGAAAAUAUCCAGAGCAAGAGAUCGAAGCAGCGCUGGAAUAUGCGUCCAUGUUCAACCAUAUGUUUCUGUUCACCGUGUCUAAGUACUACAAUGAGAACAAUUUCUAUCUCGACGAUUACACUAAAAAAGGCGAGUACAAGUUUAAGUGUCUGUGCAAUUCAGAGAGCAAACGUGUACAGAUUCUGACGGUGAACAAAGACAAUAACGUCUGCUACGUGGUCCGACCUUUCCAACAGAGCGUCUUCUUCACCGAGUGCGGCGGUGUGUGCAGACUCGGCUAUGGCGGAGUACCCGGAUAUCACUGCAUCCCACGUGGCUUUACCGAGAGAACUGUGCUGCUGUACUGCCCACUGAAAAACCGCCCUUGCGGACCGAAAGCUGCCGUUACUGCUCUGACAGCUCCGCUUACCAACCCUGCCUCGUUUUCACCAGCCGUGUUUUCGGCACAAGAAAUCCCCCAGGGACCAAACUACAACGCCAUGGGCUACUUCUGCAACAUGACGGUGGUAUUGCCAACAUACUGCGGUUGCCGUGGCUACUUCUGCGUUUAAAAGACGAUACGGUUUCACUUGUACUUUCCCGGUUACGAUGGUAACAAGACUUUAAAUCAUCCGAAUAGCUGUUAAUGUUGAUCUCUUUCAAUAUUCUCACAAAUGAAAUGCUUAUAUAAACUAUUAGUGCAGGAUAUUUCAAUUAAAUGAUUUAUAUUACUUUAUCACUUAACAUCAUGGCUGUUACAGCUUAUAACAAAAUAUAACAAUUCAGUAACAAUUUAAUUUUCUUUCGGGUUUCUUUUUUCUGUGUGUUAAUAAACAUUAUUGUACAAACAUAGUUUUUAAAACAGUAGAUAUGUGUACUACAGCAUAUAAGUUACAGUUGUGUUCAAAUAAUUGUAUUAAAGUGGUAUCUAUUAUUGCAACCCUGACUGAAAAAUGCUGUCUUGUAUAUUUAUUGUAUAUUUUCUGUAAAUCAUAAUAUAUUUUGUAUAACCGUGUACAUAUGUAAAUACAAACUUACAUUCGUGACAAUUUGUGUAUCAUGCGUGCGUUCAAAAUAUUGUGCAAUAUUUGAUAUCAUUAUUAUUAAAGAAUGAAUGAUUGAAA
This is a messenger RNA of Gigantopelta aegis, 1333 nucleotides long. RefSeq lists its product as uncharacterized. The transcript has 5 exons. The record is from RefSeq and is a predicted model, not a curated record. NCBI's taxonomy places the organism in Eukaryota, Metazoa, Mollusca, Gastropoda, Neomphalida, Peltospiridae. The coding region runs from base 92 to 781 and encodes 229 amino acids.